Molecule: messenger RNA, 878 nt
Organism: Salvelinus namaycush (lake trout)
Lineage: Eukaryota; Metazoa; Chordata; Actinopteri; Salmoniformes; Salmonidae
Product: serine/threonine-protein phosphatase 2A 55 kDa regulatory subunit B delta isoform-like
Exons: 6
Coding region: 145-873 (242 amino acids)
Biological process (GO): peptidyl-serine dephosphorylation
Cellular component (GO): cytosol; protein phosphatase type 2A complex
Molecular function (GO): protein binding; protein phosphatase regulator activity
Source: RefSeq, a predicted model, not a curated record
AAUCACGGGCAUUUCUGUAAGCCCAUAUUCACGAGUCUAAUAACUGUUUCCUUGUAAUAACCUGUACUGAAAUUACAAUCCUUACAACUCAAAUCACUAUCGGAAGACCCCCCAAAGAAGCCAGUUCUGUUGCAGAAAGUGGCAAUGGCAGGUGUCGGAGGAGGGAACGAUUUCCAAUGGUGCUUCUCUCAAGUGAAGGGAGCCAUAGACGAGGAUGUGGCUGAAGCCGACAUAAUCUCAACGGUUGAGUUUAACUAUUCUGGAGAUCUACUAGCAACAGGAGACAAAGGAGGUCGGGUCGUCAUAUUCCAACGGGAACAAGAGAGUAAAAACCGUCCUCAUUCCAGAGGAGAAUACAAUGUGUACAGCACUUUCCAGAGCCACGAACCCGAGUUUGACUAUUUGAAAAGCUUAGAAAUCGAGGAGAAAAUCAACAAAAUAAGAUGGUUACCCCAACAAAACGCUGCGCACUCUCUGCUCUCAACAAACGACAAGACCAUCAAGCUGUGGAAAAUCAGCCAACGGGACAAAAGAGCAGAAGGCUACAACUUGAAAGACGAGGAUGGAAGACUGAGAGAUCCUUUUAGAAUCACGUCGUUACGGGUGCCUGUGCUGCUGCCCAUGGACCGGAUGGUGGAGGCUAGCCCACGGAGGAUAUUCGCUAACGCACACACAUAUCACAUCAAUUCCAUCUCUGUAAAUAGUGAUCAUGAAACAUACCUUUCAGCCGAUGAUCUCAGGGUUAACCUCUGGCACUUAGAAAUCACAGAUAGAAGUUUUAGUAUCCUUUUUAAGCAUAAAGAAUACACAACAUUUAAUUUAAAUGUCAAGAUUUGUGUGUGUGUUUGUACCUGUGAGUAUGUCUACCUGUGAGUGUG